AUGUGUUCCAGUGUGGAGCCCGCAGUGGUGAUGUCCUUCCUGAACACCCUGUACACGCAGUUCGACUCGCUGCUGCAUCUGCACGACGUCUACAAGGUGGAAACCAUUGGCGAUUGCUACAUGGUGGCGGGUGGACUGGUACGGCGGUGUGCUGACGGUGUCGCUUCGCUGCUUGAGCCGGGGGAGUUCGACCCUCAUCAUGCACGCAAGAUCAUGCGAAUGCCCAACGGCCAACCGCUGCAAGUGCGUGUGGGCAUCCACAGCGGUCCCGCCAUGAGCGGCGUGGUGGGCACCAAGAUGCCCCGCUUCUGCCUCUUUGGCGACACCAUCAACACCGCCUCCCGGUGCGAGUCCACCUGCCCGCCCAGCUCCAUCCACGCCACCACGGCGGUUCGGGACCUGGUGCCCGAGGAACCCUGGGUGGCCACCGGAGGGGUGAUGGUGAGAGUGUGA
Molecule: messenger RNA, 453 nt
Organism: Volvox carteri f. nagariensis
Lineage: Eukaryota; Viridiplantae; Chlorophyta; Chlorophyceae; Chlamydomonadales; Volvocaceae
Gene: cyc36
Product: guanylyl and adenylyl cyclase family member
Exons: 4
Coding region: 1-453 (150 amino acids)
Biological process (GO): cGMP biosynthetic process; intracellular signal transduction; receptor guanylyl cyclase signaling pathway
Molecular function (GO): guanylate cyclase activity; peptide receptor activity
Source: RefSeq, a predicted model, not a curated record